GUCAUUCGAUCUGCGACGGUAUACGGGGUGGAAACAUAAGCCGCGCUCGCUCGAAGGAAGCGAGGCUCUCAUUUUCCACAAAAUUUACCCACCGGAAAGGCCCGUCCGUCGAGUCCCUGAAGUUAAACAAGCAGAUUCGAGUGCAGGGCCCUGAUCAUUACGUCGAAUGUUCCGAAUCUUUUCGGAAUUCCUGGCCGUACGAUAAUCUUUUUUUUGGCGCUCGAUAAGCAGACGUCGUUACGGCCACGUCCGGUAGCGUUCGAUCUUUGAAAUUUUAAUAAGCGGACCGGAGGGUGCAGCGUUUCGACGAACACUCGCAUUAUGUGAAGCGUGUCGUUCCGUCCGUUAAGCUCGGCGGUAUGCACGGAAGCGAGCGGAGCGUACGAUGCGCUCAAAUUUUGGGACAGUUGAUUUUCGAGCUGAGGUGGAAAUUUUGAAAAAACCAAAACGACGGAGACGGAAGACUCGAUCCGAUGAUCGGGCACAAAGUUCUUCGUUUCAGGCUUUUUCUGUCGCUGGUUAUUUAAAGACUCGAGCGAUUGAAUUUGGAUGUUCCAAAAUGGCGGACUUUGAGCGUGAUUUAUUUUGGAGGAAUCGGGGCGAAAUCUACAGACGAAUUGUUACAGUUUACGACAUCCAAUAAUGAGAUAUUGUAACAACGUUUCGAUGACGCAAACGUGCGCCGGAUCUACACUCGAUGAUUUUAUCGGGAGCGACUGUCCAAUAAAUCUCUGUACAUCGUUUUCCGGCAUCUGCACACCCCGACUCGUUACAUACAGUCCCUCGCAUCUUGAACGUCGCAGCUGUUCAAUCGGUUCGGUUUGACGAUCUCGUCGUAUUUAAGAAAUGAGAAAAAAAAAAUCGACGCGCAUGAUACGCGAUUGUGAUUGUCGAAAAUGAGACUGCAGCUCGGUAGCGCGACUCUACAUUAAUGAUGAAAUUAAUUAACGAAGUUCGUAACCGCUUGUUGUAUACCGAUAAGUCGAAAUUAAGAAGCGCAACAUAAAGUGCACGUUUAUCUGCAACGAUUUUCAAGGUCACAGUUCAUCGCACCGCUCAUUGUAAUCGCUCGCUAACGUAUGCGACUCGACGUAUUAUCUACUAUCUGGGCAAAACCGAAUCGCGUCGCGAAAUUUCGAACCCCGAUGAACUUCGCCUUUAUUGCGCUUUUCUUCGGCAUACCUCGAAGGUACGGUACGAUAAUAUCGGCGAACGGUGGCCGACAAACAAGGGCUAAUCUCCGUCGCAACGGGAUCGAGUUGCACCGACUUGACUCUCAUGCUACUUCGCGUGCGUAUUAAGCUACAGGAAAACACCUUUGGUCAUCGGGCAUCAAAUUCCGAUCGCUGAUGUACUUCUCGCGGUAUCGUUGUUUGUUCUUCUCUCGUCCCUUGGCCGCGCCUGCGUUCGAAAAAUUUUCCACAUCUUGCGUCCUCGACCAGAAGUGCGGCGGAAAAUUAUCGACUACGACUAUCGUCAGUUUUUCCCAAAUCCGUGGAAUUAAUCGUGACGAUUUUCACACACGCCUCCGUACGAUAUAUGUAUACGCGACGAGUGUCGCGCCGUGCGAAUCGCAGUAUGGGGGGGAAAAAAAGGAGCGACACAAGGGAGGAAAAAGGGUGGGGCAAAAAAGUGAAGGUACUCGAACGCAUCGCGUUCUCAUUAACCAGGUGUGCGUACCUGCGACGUUGUUCGGUUGCCGCGGAGUGGGAAGUAAUCCCCGCCCGUCGGACCCUUGGCCAACAUUUUUCUAUCAACUCGUUUAGUGAUCGACAAGAGUCUGAUAGUUCCGUGCCGGUGUCUGCGUGAAUUAUAGCCUAGCAGUUCUCCGCAGAUUUUAUUAUUUGCGAUCGCCUGUAUGCGGUUGCAGCGACGUAACGAAAAAAAAACAAAAAAAAAAAAAAAAAAGACGCGGUAGAACGCUUACGGUACAACAGGGAGGCGAACCGGAGCGAAAAGAAAUCGCGGAUCCGCCGUUCUUUUUUCCUCUCCUCAAUUGUUGUAACUUUUCCAUUCCCGCGAUUCGAUUUAUCGCGUUUACGCUUAUACGAGCGAUAUCAACAAGUCGGCGGAAAAAACACGCCGCGGGGUCUCCGCAGAUGGAAAAAAAACCGAACACGGCAAUGAAUUUUUCGCGUCAACCGUAUAUCCGCCCCCGUGCGACGUGAGUAGACGGAGCGAUCCGGGGGAGAGAAAAAUCUCUUUGUUUCCGGACACCGAUUCGCGCGUAUAUUAUAUAUCGGUUGACUCGGAUCAUCUGCCGGGUGAACGCGACGAUUCUCGAACUUCCAUUAGCCGUCGAAGCGUCGACUCCGGUCGACGACAGACAUCAUCGACCACUUCGGGCGUUCCUAAGGUUUCCCGCGCCGGCCGAAGCCAAAUUGGACAAAUUGAAGUACAACGGCCGUUGUACAGCGUCGAACGGCGGGUGACAGUUUACACCGCGGCAUGGAUCGCGGCAAGAACGCCAACGAUACGCACCAGGGUGCGGAAACGACGACGGACAGUUCGGAACGGUCUAUGCCGCAAUUGGCGGAUGACGAUUUCGACCGGUUGGAACGCGAGAUAAAAACACCGUCGGAGGGUUCGGUCGUUGCCGCGGUCGAGGGCAGUACCUCCAGUCUGGAGAACAUCGCCGGUACAAAGGACGAGAAGAAACGCGGUCGCUUCGGCGCGCUGAAACACAGUUUCCGCAAAGAGGGAGGAAUUUUUAAAAUGAAGAAAAAAUCGCCGGCGGACACGAUCAACGUCAGAGGUGAUCCGGACGGACCGACGCUCCAAGAGCCUACGGACAACCGUUGCGAAGACGCCACCAAAGGGGGUGAGUCGCGCGGGAGAUCGGAAAAGUCGAAGAAGCUGGACAAGAAGAAGUCGAGUUCGCUGGUGCGAAAGUUGAGCUUGAACAAGUUCAAGUCGUCGGGUAAUUCGUCGCAGGAAACCAGACGUACACCGGAAGGUGGGGACAGAAGUCGUUCGCAGAGCCAAUCGUCCCAGGAGUCCCAGAGCCAAUCGGACAGCCCCUGUAAACUGGGCGUCGCCACGCGGCGUUGCAAGGGGGUCGGCGAGCAGGUGGAAAAAGAAAAUACGAAAAGGGAAAGGCUCCCGGCCGAGGGGCACCUGCAACGGGAGAAGGGAGAACGGAGAUCGGAGAAUCAGACGCGCUCCACGAGGCUCGAUAGCCUCGAGAAACCUGUGACCACCGUGACCGUAGUGCAGCGCAGGUCACCCUCUCUGACCAUUAGAAGUAUUCCCAAUCCAGAAAAGUUGACGAAAAUUUAUGCGGAAACGCAGAGUGCCGAAAAACCAACGCAAACGGUCGACUCCUACCCCGAGCGGGUUCACCGUGCGGUCUCCACGCUACCUUACGCCCUGUCGAAAUGGCCGGAGAGUUCGUCAGCGGAUAAUUUCGCUGCGAGCGAAAUCCGUCGUGGCAAAUUGACGGUUAAAUCGGACUCCGAGUCCGCGGUACCGUCAUCCUCGAAAACACCGCCGUUGGAAUUACGCCGGAAGUUGUCACUGCUGGAGGAAAAGCGGGCGGUAUUUCAACGCCGGAGACCGGAAACCUCCGAGGACUCUUCGGUGGACACCGUGGUGCCCUCCAGAGUCGGGGAUCAGACGAAGGGGUCGAAAGCACCGGGUGCCAAGGACGCCGUCCCGACCCCGAGACGACCCGCCAGGCACAUCAGCGUUAGAAAAUUCGACACUUUCUCGACCUUCGAAGGUACCUUCGACGAGGACACGGGACUCGGCUACCUCCAGGGAAUCGACGAGGACAGAAGUACGGAGAAUUUCGACCAGCAGCAAAUCGCCGCGUUGGCUAACUUCAGAGCGAUGACCGGCACACCGAGCAUCGCCGACGUUAUGGAUAAAUCGCGAUCCACCAGUCAGGAGAGCGCGACGUCGCAGAACAGCGGACCGGCCCAGGGAGUCGGUGAGAAACGAGAACACCUCUACAAGAUCCUUGUUAUCGGUGAAUUGGGGGCCGGAAAAACGUCGAUAAUAAAAAGAUACGUUCAUCAGUUUUUCUCGCAACACUACAGAGCCACCAUAGGUGUGGACUUCGCCCUGAAGGUUCUCAACUGGGAUCCCCAUACGAUAAUAAGACUCCAGCUAUGGGACAUCGCGGGUCAGGAAAGAUUCGGAAACAUGACGAGAGUUUACUACAAGGAAGCCGUGGGAGCUUUCAUAGUAUUCGACGUAACGAGGAGCCCGACUCUCGACGCGGUGGUAAAAUGGAAACAGGAUCUCGACUCGAAGGUGCAACUUCCCGACGGAUCCGCCAUACCCUGCGUUCUCCUCGCCAACAAAUGCGACCAGCAAAAAGAGGGACUGGUCAAUUCCCCGAACAAGAUGGACGAGUAUUGCAAGGAGAAAAAUUUCUCCGGAUGGUUCGAGACAUCCGCCAAGGAAAACAUCAACAUCGAAGAGGCUGCGCGAUUUCUCGUCAACAAGAUUCUUCAGAACGAUCAAAUCAUUCGAGGGAACGGCGCGCAGGAGCAAUCGGACGGGGAGCGUUUCGCCUUGAAUCAAUCGCCCACGAACGCAAAGAAGUCGUGUUCUUGCUGACGUCACUUUUUCAUUAUCAUAAGGCUCUGCACCACCUGGACACGCCACUUAUUAUGACCGAUUAACGCGAACAAAUUGCAUCUCACGCGGUGAUCGUCGCUGCCGUCACAAUUUACGACGCGAUCAUCUGGACGCGAUUCCUCCUGCAGGGGUCUUGGGUUCCCUGAUUCGAAAAACCUAUCGAAGCCAUCCAUCCAUCCAUCCAUCCAUCCAUUUAAUCGAUCCCUCCAUUUGCAUUCGUCAAUUAAACCAUCGAGUCGACGGUUCGUCUUCUUCUUCGUUUCUUGUCUUUUAUUUUUCUGGUCGAUGAAAUACUCGGAUAUUUGAAGGAGUCGACGACGAGUUAUCGACGUUCCUUUCCACGAUGAUUGAAUUUCGUUUUUCCGAUCGAUCGUGUACAAUCGUUGCACGAUAAACUCCAGACAGCUUUGCUCACCGUUUAGGGUACGUAAAUCUUCCAUACUUUUGUUCAUUACGCCCUCAUCGUCGUACUAGUGAUUAAUUUAUUGAAUUACUAAAUAAAUGAUCAAUCGAAGGUAAAAAUGAAAAGGCACGGUUACUAUGCAGCUAUAACGUCUGAUCGACUAUUUACUUAUUAUUGUUGCAUGUAUAGCUGUUUAAUUUUUCAUAGAAUCGUAAGUAUCCCUCUCUCUCUCCCUCUCUGUGUUUCCCUUUUAUCUCUUUUACUCUUCCCUCGCGUUGUUAUUCGUCAAUACGGUACGUUGAUAGAUAUAUAGAUGUAUACGCAUACGUAAUGUCCUAAGUCAUUAAAUUUGCAAAUAUAGAUUAGCACAACGCCUCUGUUAUGUGCCCACGUAUAAGCUAUAUUGUUGAAAAAAAGAACAAAAAAAAAAAAAAACAAAAAAACAAAAACAAAAACAAUUAUUAAUACGUACGAUAAGUAUCAUCUGAUUUGCAUAGGAAUCAAAUAUAUCUAAUUAUAGACACCUGCAACAUGUGCGUAAUACGCAAGGUCGUAUAAUUGUGCAUUAACUAAUAUGUAUCCACUAUGAACACUUUGUUAGUGCCUUACAUAAAUCUCCGCGUUUCCUUUC
This is a messenger RNA of Athalia rosae (coleseed sawfly), 5621 nucleotides long. It is a transcript of the gene Rab32, whose product is annotated as ras-related protein Rab-32. Gene Ontology annotation, biological process: endosome to lysosome transport; phagosome-lysosome fusion. Gene Ontology annotation, molecular function: GTPase activity; GTP binding. NCBI's taxonomy places the organism in Eukaryota, Metazoa, Arthropoda, Insecta, Hymenoptera, Athaliidae. Gene Ontology annotation, cellular component: Golgi apparatus; phagocytic vesicle; trans-Golgi network. The record is from RefSeq and is a predicted model, not a curated record. The transcript is spliced from 6 exons. The coding region runs from base 2449 to 4566 and encodes 705 amino acids.